Phytophthora sojae is the source of this 786-nucleotide messenger RNA. RefSeq lists its product as hypothetical. The transcript has 2 exons. Lineage: Eukaryota; Oomycota; Peronosporomycetes; Peronosporales; Peronosporaceae. The coding region runs from base 1 to 786 and encodes 261 amino acids. The record is from RefSeq and is a predicted model, not a curated record.
AUGGCUCGACCUUCUCUUCAAGUCGGCGGAUACCUACUCCUUCGCCCCGAAGAUGCCCCAGGUACGCUGACCCGUUUGGCUUAUGCGUCUAUCGUUGGCGUAGCGAGGGCCAAGGUGGUGGUGAAGCUUGCCGAAGACCUCAGCGACGACGGCACCAUUGAGCUCCCUCGCCUCGUAGCCGAGCUGCGCGGGAUCCCACGGUCCGAGGCUACAGGAUCCCAACUGGGGAAAUGGCUCAGGCAGGCGGUGUGGGUUUCCGCCGGAGGAAGUUACCGGUAUGGCCAAGUUCGAGGAUACUCCGGAUCUAAACUGGACAUCUGGACUGCUCAAGGCGCCAUGUCCGUUACACGACGCCAGCUAGUCGGCGAAUGGCUGCAGGAGCUAGCAUCCGACAUGGAUGUAGAGCGGCUUGCGACGGCUCAAGUGGAAUGGGUCAACGCGCUCUCCGGGGCACAACAGCUCGUCUCGCUUCGACACGCACUGAUCUACGUGCUCUACAAAGAGCUGCAAGGCCAACCGCCGCACGGGUUGCUACGCAAAAUAGGCAAGUCCAUAACCGAAGAACCCCGCAGUUUCCAGGCCUGGGUGGGCCAAACGUCAAACCCAGACAUCGUUGACAUCGACCACUACCCGUCAAUUACUACCCGUGAGUUCCUUGCCUCCCUAUCCGAAGGAGAGGAGUCAGAUGCUGAAGUCGAGAGAGCGCGUGGUCAACAGCAACCGACGCACACGCCAAGAACGCCACUACGGACCACUCAGCGACAUGCACCCUCGAGCGGACGGUAA